AUGAACAACACAACCACCAAUUCGACGACAGAUGAGCCUCCGUGGAAUAGCACUCCAACAUGGAAGUUGCCUGGCUGGACUGAGCCAUUGCCUUGGAUGUACAAAUCAGUCCUGGACGGCGACGACGCUGCUUGCUCAUCAGACGAGCUCCUGGUUCAUCAGGAAGGCGAUGAGAUUGACACACAAAAAUGCAUGGCUACAACAAAGCACUCGCCCAAGACACGAAGAUUGUUCGGUCUCACGUUCAGAACACCCAACACCUCCAGGUUCAAGAACAACGUCCACAGUCGAGUGCUUCAGCGCUUUCCGUUCCUGUUGGAAAUGUUCUACUGGGUCAUAAACUACGCCUUCUAUCGUAUGACGGCCAUCCUAUCGCAACAAAUAUUCGCUGGUCCAGGUAUCUGGACAGUAGCUGAGAGACAUGGACUUGCUAUCCUGGAGUUCGAGCAACGCGGGUUCCUCAACUCUUUGUUCCCUAGUGAGCUGAAAGUGCAACAAUGGUUCAUGCAGAACCACCGAGAUGCAUUGAGUUCAUUGAACAAGGUCUACGCGUUGAUACACAUACCUGGUACGGUGGGCUUCAUCGCAUGGUAUUACUACGUCGCACCAUCGCAUUCCAUCUUCGCAAGGGUGCGCCGCACCAUGAACUUGACCAACUUUAUGGCCUUCACAACAUACAUCUUCUAUCCUUGCAUGCCUCCGCGGCUGUUGCCAAAAGAGUAUGGAUUCCUGGAUACAGUCAGGCAUGAUGAUGCGCAGUCAGUGUGGAUGAGCGGCAAGUACGUCAACAGUCUCGCAGCUAUGCCGAGUAUGCACUUUGGAUAUGCAUUCUGUGUCGGCUGCACCAUAAUCUACCAUUCAGGGGUCUUCCGUAGAAAGCUAGAGCAUGGCGAGUUGAGCAAGUCCUGGGCAUGCAAGUCCUUCUACNNCCUCAUGCUUGGAGUAGGUUAUCCGAUGUUGAUCUUGACUGCCAUCAUAGCGACGGCCAACCACUACUUCCUGGACGCUUUGGUUGCGACGGCGUAUGUUUUAGCGGCGUUCAUGAGUAACAGGGUGUUUUGUGUGUUUGUUCCUCUCGAGGACUGGUUGUUGUGGGCAAUCCGCGCAGAGAGACCAGUUCCCAGUACCGGCGAGAGAUUCAAAGAAGCAGAUUAUCGCUUGUAA
Molecule: messenger RNA, 1164 nt
Organism: Aureobasidium musti
Lineage: Eukaryota; Fungi; Ascomycota; Dothideomycetes; Dothideales; Saccotheciaceae
Source: the annotation of a GenBank genome assembly